AUGUUACUAACAAAAAUUGUUUUUUUAGAAGUGAAACAAGAACUGGAAGAUCUUAUGGUGGAUAUAAAAAAAACUGCUAAUAGAGUCCGUGCCAAACUCAAAGAAAUUGAACAGAAUAUAGAAGCAGAAGAGCAAUCGAACAAAUCGUCAGCAGAUUUAAGAAUACGCAAAACACAACAUUCAACAUUGUCACGUAAAUUUGUUGAAGUGAUGACAGAAUAUAAUCGUACACAGACAGAUUAUAGAGAACGUUGUAAAGGGCGAAUUCAAAGGCAAUUAGAAAUAACGGGAAGAACAACUACUAAUGAUGAACUUGAAGAAAUGUUAGAACAAGGGAACCCGGCUGUGUUCACGCAAGGCAUAAUUAUGGAAACACAACAAGCUAGGCAAACAUUGGCUGACAUUGAAGCCAGGCAUGCUGAUAUUAUUAAACUGGAAAACUCUAUCAGAGAACUUCAUGAUAUGUUCAUGGAUAUGGCAAUGUUGGUAGAAAAUCAGGGUGAACUUAUUGAUAGAAUAGAAUACCAUGUAUCAUUCACUGUUGAAAAAGUUGCUGAAGGCAAAAAAGAACUGGAUGUUGCUGAAGACUAUCAUAAAGGAGCCCAAAAAAAGAAAAUCAUGAUCCUGAUAUGCUUGACAAUACUCAUUGUUAUUCUUGGAGGAUUUGUGAUGAGUUUUCUUCCCAAGCUUCCUUAA
This is a messenger RNA of Macrosiphum euphorbiae (potato aphid), 696 nucleotides long. NCBI's taxonomy places the organism in Eukaryota, Metazoa, Arthropoda, Insecta, Hemiptera, Aphididae. The record is from the annotation of a GenBank genome assembly.